This is a messenger RNA of Serendipita indica DSM 11827, 2115 nucleotides long. The record is from the annotation of a GenBank genome assembly. NCBI's taxonomy places the organism in Eukaryota, Fungi, Basidiomycota, Agaricomycetes, Sebacinales, Serendipitaceae.
AUGCAUGUGUCCAAACCUCGCAAGACCUCAGCCUAUGGAACUGGAGAGGUACCAUGUGAAGAGUGUAGACGCCUCAAGAUCAAGUGUUCUAGGACUGGGCCCCCUUGCGAACAGUGCAUACGAAGAUCUGUUGAAGAUAUUUGCCCAGACGGCAAAUUGGUCACUGGCCGCCAGGGGAGAUACGUACUGACCUCGACGGAGGCUCUUCACAAGGAAAAUAAGGAUCUCAGAUUGCGUAUAAAGGCGCUUGAAGAGGCUUUACAAGCCGAAACUGCCGGAAAUGACGCACCUCAUCCACUUCUCGACCCUCAGCUGCUCACAAUCGCUCGACCAUAUCUCAAAGAUGGUCCAGAAGGUGCAAAUAUUCUGCCCAAAGAUCUAAAAAGCAGAACAGACAGUGAAUCAAUAGUCAAGUUAUUUGGAACGAUGCAUGUCGACGAUGGGAAGGACAAAUACCUUGGGUCAACGGCACUCUCGGAAACUCAUCUUAAUAUACACGACAACGACGACGAUUUCGAGCCCGAAAUCGAAUCACAUGCUCAACUCGCAAUACCUUUCUCUCUUGUUUUUCCGCCCCAGACAUACCUGCAAAUGGCAGUCAAUAAUCUGCCUCCCAAGGUGGAGGCGUGGACACUUGUGGAGACCUACUACCAACAUGCGACCUAUGUAUCACACAUCAUCCCUCGCCACGACUUUGUGCAGAGAAUCUUCACCCCAUGCUAUGGCGGAGAUAUCUCUCUCAUCUCACCAUACCGACUCGCCGCUUUGUUCUCAUUGUUGGCGGUGGGAGCGUUACAUGACUUGACACGACCGAUAUAUUGCCCUGCUUCGAGGGAGUGGAUGGAAAUCGUGCAGUCACUCCUCUUCGGAACGUUUGGGUCAUUUGAAGCCUCCAUAGAAUCGAUCGAGGCUGUCGCACUCGCGUGUGCUAUAUUUCCAUGCCGUCCAGAGCUCGAACUUAGCAAGACCUACUUCCAGCUAGCCUGGUGCAUGAAGAUGGCCCAAAGUGGUUUGCAAUACGGACGUCCCAUGACCAUGAACAGUCGCUUUACAUCGCAAGGGUCAGUUAGUCUGGGGGAUGAUAAUAACGCAAAGUUCAAGCGUCUGAUGGUCCCCCUCAUGGAGGAUAUUGCGGAACUCUUGAUUGCACCCGGGUCUGCGUCAAAUUAUGCAGAGGCUUUGAAGAUUGAUCGACGUAUUCGCGAGGUCAAAGCGUCCGCAACAAGACCUCCAUCAGAAAUAGGAUUCGACACGACAGAGGCAGAUUUGCCUGAAUUUAUGCGACUGGUGUGGUGUUACAGCAAUCUAUUGACACUUCAUCGGCCAUACUUUGCCCUUGCAGUGACGAAAAGUAGUCCGGAAAACCCAUCGGGGGGUAAGCUGGCCCCUUCGAUUGCUGCUUGCUAUGACGCUGCAAGCUCCUUGACGCAUUUGGCCAUGCGCUUUGUAGGGCAGAAUCCUGGCCUACUCGCUAGGAUGGGACCAGUGUGGCCACAUCUGUUCACAUCCAUGGUCGUCUUAUACAGCUUUGGGAUUCACAUGCCGUUCUGGAUGAACACGGCACAGGCCCUCAACACGGCAGAUAUGUGCCUUGUCUUGGUCUACUCUCCUUCUUUGGAAUGUGUGAGGGCCAAAGCGACCAUGCCAUACUUGCUUGGUCUCCAAGAAAAGGCGAGGACAUCCUUCCUGCUAUUCAGUGAUAAUAUGCCGCGAAAUCCUUCGUCAGAGUUUGAUACUCUGAUUCCUGGCCUCGCCACUGGUAUCGCUGUGCGGACUGUCCGAGCUGAGGACAACCCAAGGGAGACACCCAGACCUCUCAAGCCACUAUCAGAGCGUGGUGCUCGUGGAAUAACAAGAAAUCUGGUACGAAACCUCAUGUUCAUGGAGAACAAUCGUGGGCAGGAUUCCCUUUUCGCACCAGAUAUACCAGUAGAGCCAAACCUCAACUCACUACAGUUGCAGCCAAUGGACCCGAUCCUUGGGACGACAAGCACAAUGCCUUUGGACUGGAACUGGAACUGGGAUGCUUCAAUUAGUACAUCCGACUCGACACCCGAAAAAAUAUCACAGCUCGAGCUGGACAACAGCUGGUUAGCGUUUCUUUCGCAGCUUUGA